Cricetulus griseus (Chinese hamster) is the source of this 2825-nucleotide messenger RNA. The record is from RefSeq and is a predicted model, not a curated record. Lineage: Eukaryota; Metazoa; Chordata; Mammalia; Rodentia; Cricetidae.
UGCUGGAUAAAAGACAUUGUUGUGGCAGUGACAAGGGAGAACAUGGAAGCAAUGAGAAACAUCAUCCAGCGGUAUGGGCACAAGCGCAUCUCACUGGCCGAGGCUGGAGCCACACGCCACAGGUCAAUUUUCAAUGGACUGAAAGCCCUGGCAGAGGACCAGCCAGACUGUAAGCUCACUAAACCAGAAGUUGUCAUUAUCCAUGACGCUGUGAGACCGUUUGUUGAUGAAGAUAUUCUCCUGAGAGUUGUCACAGCAGCUAAUGAACAUGGGGCAGCUGGAGCAAUUAGACCUCUGGUGUCCACUGUUAUCAGUCCCUCUGCUGAUGGCUGCUUAGACCAUUCCCUGGACCGUGCUAAACACCGGGCAAGCGAAAUGCCACAGGCUUUUCUCUUUGAUGUGAUUUAUGAAGCAUAUCAACAGUGUAGUGACUAUGACUUGGAAUUUGGAACAGAGUGCUUGCAGUUGGCCCUAAAGUACUGUCACACAAAAGCAAAACUUUUAGAAGGGUCCCCUGACCUCUGGAAGGUGACCUACAAACAAGAUCUGUAUGCAGCUGAAUCAAUGAUUAAGGAGAAAAUUUCACAAGAGAUUUGUGUGAUUGAGAACACAAAAGAUGAAGAAUCUGUAGGGUAUCUUCUCAAGGAAGUGCUAAGAAAUGAAUUAAAUUUCGUUAACAUCACAUCCACACCUCUGGAGCACACAGGUGGAAACAUUCAGAACUUCCUCAUAGCCCAGUGCUAUUCCUUCAUCUGUGUGAAUGUUGUGUCCUCAAAUUUUCAAGAAACCCAGAAGUUCCUGGGCACACUUGAAGAGAGCAGCCUUCCUCUCUUGUAUCCUGUAGUUGUUGUUUUGGUAUAUUUUCUUGACUUGACCUUAGUGCCACUCACUCAGGAGAUGGAAAACCUGAUGUGGAUAAGGGAAUUGGCAAAGGAAGUGAAAAAGAGGAAUGUUUUAUUAAGUGGACUCCUCAUAAACUACUCACAGGAUGAGCAGAAACUGCAAGAGAGUUUACGACAAGGUGCUUCCAUCAUAGGUGCCUUAGUUAAAGAAAGAAGUUCUGCACUUGCUGGUCAGCUCCUGGUGGCAUGAAAAACACAGAUAAAGUCAUCUAUAAGCUUCCAAAGACACAUCCCUAAGACUCUCUUUUGUACUUGAUUCCCUACUUCAAUGUCUCCUCCUUAUGUGUGAUAGAGUACUUUAGUUGUUUUCUUCAUCUUGCUACUCUCAUAGAAUGUGAUGCGUAUGUUGAAAAAAAUGGGUUAAUCUUCAUGUUCAUAAAAUUAUGUGUGUCAAAUAAAAAUGUCUUCAAGCAUAGAGGGAUAGAUAAAUGAAAAAUACUGUUUUUAUGUUAGAACCUGCUUGCUACUACAAGGUCUAAUCUCUUUAAGGAAUGAGAAUUUAGACAGCUUGGUUAUUCUCUAUGUUAAUUAACUGUUUGGUCAUGUUUUAAUGGAGAUAAUGAAUAAGCUUCAUUAUUAUUCUUAAUUUUAAAAUUGUCCUUUUGCUAUGUGAUGUAUCUUUUUUGCCUCGGUUUGGAAUUCAUCACAACUUAUAAGGAAGAAGGGAACUGGUUAAUUGGAUCAGUGAGAAAGCAUUUGCUGUGUGUGGAGCAAAAUCACAAAAGAAAAAGAGAAGGCUUGGAAACAUGGGGUAUAAACAGCAAAUGGAAUGUCUCUUUUCUUCACCUUUCUCUCCUCUAAAUCUCUCAAUAUCUAAAGAGCCUGGAAUUCCCUUCUACUCUUCUAUCAUUUUAAAAUUGUAUGCUUUUUUCCUUUGGCUUAUCAAAUGUUAUUUGACAUUAUUUUAAAGAGUGUACUCCUUCUAGGUAGUUUCAGAAAAGUCUGGAGAGCUUCAUGAAGUUGCUUGUGUCAGUCCCUGGCUGUGGUCUUCUGCAAUGCAGGGCUACCUGAGCUGUGAAGUUGGGUACUCUUGAUGCAGGAACUAUGGCCUUGCAAAACCAAGAUUUUUUUCUUCCAAUUUCUAUUAGCCACACAUAUUAACUUUUAAUAUUUCCCUUAUGUUGAGUUUAAUAAUGACACAUGCAGUCAUUAAAAUACCUUUUCUUCUAUACAUAAAUCCGCUUUAUUGAAAUACACUAAAUCAGAAUAUGCUGGGACUUGCAUUGCAUGGAGAAAUUAUAAGAACUGCAUGAAAUGUGUUUGUUCAAGAUUGUCAAUAAAAAUAUCCACUUUCUGAAAUAUCUCCCAUAACAUGUUAACUGAAUUCCUGUAUAUUUUUUGAGUUUCAAUACAACAUCAGAGUUAAUGUGUUAUAUUUGAGUGUUGAUGAGAUCUCAAGUACUAAUAUUGUAUCAGAGUUUAUAUUUUAAAUAAUAGAGGGAAGAAUGCAAUGGGCAUUGCAUUCUUAUUGUUAUUGCAGGGCUUCUUCUAAAUUGAAAUGGGUUUAUUGAUUGUAAAUAUGGAUAAAAAUUAGUGAGCUUAUCAUUUGUUCUCUGUAUUAAGAAAUAUAAAUCAAUUAACUCAAAUUCACAGAGGUGAAAAUGUAACACGAGAAAUAAAAGUACCCAGAUACAGAUAUUGGGGUUCAAGCUACAAGCUGAAGAUCAUAAAAGGAAAGCAGCUGUCACUAGCUCUUACUCUACUUCAGACUGAAAGAUGAUCCUGCCUCCAUCAAACAUCAGACUAACCCCAGACUUCUAUGCUUUCCCGACCCGUCCAGCAGGUCCAGUUAUUCAGGGUCUGAAGAGGUUCUGCCUGAAAAGAAUCAUGGGUGGGAGAAAAGAAGGAGACCAUGCAAGCAUAAGUCUUUGUCACAGUCUCAUUUUAUUGAAGAAGGAGUAAGACUUAUAUAGGAAUGUGGCA